Emiliania huxleyi CCMP1516 is the source of this 3837-nucleotide messenger RNA. RefSeq lists its product as hypothetical. The transcript has a single exon. The record is from RefSeq and is a predicted model, not a curated record. The coding region runs from base 1 to 3837 and encodes 1278 amino acids. Gene Ontology annotation, molecular function: 5'-3' DNA helicase activity. Lineage: Eukaryota; Haptophyta; Isochrysidales; Noelaerhabdaceae.
AUGAGGCUAGUGGCGCCAAUCGCUCGCUCCACGCUCGCGCACUCGUCGCGCCUGUGGACGCCAUCGGACCUCGUCCAGUACUACGAGUCGCCUUUUGCCAGCUGGAUGGACCGGCUCGCGGCGGAGCAUCCAGCGCACCCGCUCGCCGCUCGCCGCGACCCGCCAGAUCCGUUCCUCUCCAUGCUCGGGAAGAAGGGCAUGGCUGGCGAGCAGGAGGCGAUGCGGAAGCUUUUCCUCGGCCUCGGCCUCGGCGUCGCCGACCUCUCUGCGGAGGCGCGCGGCGACGCGCUGGCUCAGAGGGCUCUCGUGACGGCCGAGGCGAUGCGGGAGCGGCCGGACGUCAUCUACCAGGCGCCCCUGGCGGCGGGCUCCUUUGCGGGCGUGGCUGACUUUCUGGUGCGCUCCGACCUCCUCGGCCGCGACGAGGCCUCGCGAGGCGACCCGGCUCUCUACACGGUGUGGGACGCAAAGCUGACGCGGCACGUGCGGCCGCAGCAGCUGAUCCAGCUGUGCUGCUACGCCGAGAUGCUCGCCGAGAUGCAGGGCGCGCGCCCGGAGACGGUCUCCCUCGUACUCGGCGGCUCCGCCGCCCGCGUCGCCAGCUUCCGGCUCGCAGAGCACCGCGCGCACUUUGCCAGCCUGCGGCGGCGCUUUCUCGCCUUUCACGCCGGCUUCGACGCCGCCGCAGAGCCGCCGGCCGCGCCGACGCGCUCUGCGCCCGCCGGGCAGUGGCGCGGGCUCGCCGACGCGGAGCUGCUCGCGCGGGACGACCUCCGCCUCGUGGCGCGCCUCUCGCAGCGGCAGGCGGCGCUGCUCUCCGCCGCCGGAGUCCGGAGCGCGGCAGCGCUGGCGGAGCUGCCGCCCGGCCAGGCUGUCGGCGGGGUCGAGCGGGCGGCGCUCUCGCGGCUGCGCGAGCAGGCCUCCCUGCAGCUGCAGGCGCGCGGCGCCCCCGACGAGCCGCCGCCCUACCGCCUUCUCCCGUGGAGCCGCGCCGCCGGCCUCGCCCUGCUGCCGCCACCGUCGCCGUCCGACCUCUUCUUCGACCUCGAGGGCUUCCCGCUCGCGGAGGGGCAUGCGCCCGAGGGGCCGGCCGCGCCGCCGGAGAGGCUCGCCGACUUCGCGGCGAACGGCGCCGCGGACGAGGCGGCGCGCGGGCGCGAGUACUUGUGGGGCGCGGCGACGCGGGGCGGACACGUCGCGGCGAGCGCCGCGGCGGGCGGCGGCGGCGGCGUCGGCGCGGCGCUCUUCGAGAACGACGACGAGUUUGUGGCGUGGUGGGCGCACAGCUACGCGCAGGAGAAGGCGGCUCUCGAGGGCUUCGUCGAUUGGGCGGUCUCGCUCAAGCGGUCCGAGCCGCGCAUGCACAUUUACCACUAUGGCGCGUACGAGGUGUCGGCGCUGCGGCGGCUCGCGAUGCGGCACGCGACGCGGGAGGCGGAGGUUGACGAGCUGCUGCGCGGCGGCGCGCUGGUGGACCUGUACGCGGUGGUGCGGGGCGGGCUCCUCCUCGGCACCGAGAACUACUCGAUCAAGUCGGUCGAGAAGCUCUACCGCGGCGGCGGCGGAGGAGGCCGCGACACCGCCGUGGCCAAGGGCGACCAGUCCGUGGUGGUCUACGACGCGUGGCUCGAGGCGCCGGACGGGAGCGACGCGGCCUCCUCCGCGACGCUCGCGAGCCUCCUCGAGUACAACCGCGACGACUGCAUCUCCACCAGGCAGCUCGCCGACUGGGUCUGGCGCUUGCGCACCGAGCACCCCGCCGCCCCGCCCGCCGCCCCGCCCGCCGACGCCGGGCCGGCCGCCGACGAUCCGUCGGGCGGCGCCGCCGCCCCCGCCGCCGCUCUGUCGGAGAGGGCGGCCGAGGAGGCGGCCGAGGUGGAGGAGCUCGAGCGCCUCCUCGCGUCGUCCACCGAGUGGCCCGAGGGAAGCCCGCUGGCGAGCGAGCAGGUCCGCUCCACCCUGUCGGCGCUGCUGCACUUCCACAAGCGCGAGGCCAAGCCCGGCUGGUGGCGCCGCUUCGACUGGCUCGCCGCGGCGCCCGAGGCGAUGGUGGAGGACGAGCGCACCCUCGGGAUGCUCCGCCGCACCGGCGCACCGCCCUACAAGACGAGCCCGCGCAAGCGGCGGAUGGUUUACGAGUACGAGGCGGAGCCGCAGCCGAGCAAGCUCGAGGCGGGCGCCGCCGUCGUGCUCUGCCAGCACGGGGGCGGCGACGCCGACGAUGGCGAGCGGGCGGGAGGGGUGGGCCUUCCCGCCGCCUUGGUGACGGCGGACGCGGCCAGCGGCACCUUCGGCGUCGAGUGCUCCGUCGAGCCCGCCGGGUGCAUCUCCCUGCUGCCCGACGAGUACGUCGACGCGUCCCCCAUCCCGGCGGCGGUGCGCGCGGCGGUGCGCUCGCUCGCGGAGCGGCCCGAGGAGCACACCGCACUCAGCUGCUUCCUCGCGCGCCGCCCGCCCCGCGCGCUCCAGGGCGGCGCCGGCGAGCCGGCGGCGGCCGCGUCGGUCUCGUCGGUCGUGGGUGCGGCGCUGCGGCUCGAGAGCGACUACCUGUGCGUGCAGGGGCCGCCCGGCACGGGCAAGACGUUCGUCGGCUCGCGCGCGGCGGCGGCGCUGAUCGCAGCCGGCCGGCGCGUGGGCGUGCUCGCGCACUCGCACGCCGCGGUGCACAACAUGGUCGAGAAGACGAUCGGGGCGCUCUCGCGCGCGGGCGCGCGGGGCAGGGUCGUCAAGAUUGGCGGCGACAAGGAGGAGGCGGCGCGGCUGCAGCGCGGCUGCGGCGAGGGGCUGCGCGUGGAGCGCGUGGCGAGCGCGUCGGCGCUCAAGGGCGAGCCGCUCGACGAGGACGUGCUGCUCGUCGGCGGCACGGCGUGGGCCUUCUCCAGCGAGGCUCUCGCCGGCCAGGUCGACGUGCUGCUGGUGGACGAGGCGGGACAGCUGCCGCUCGCAAACCUGGUCGGCGCUUCGCGCGCGGCGGACAGCCUCGUGCUGCUCGGCGACCAGAUGCAGCUGCCCGCGCCGUGCGAGGGCACCCACCCCGCCGAGUCGGGCCGCUCCGGCCUCGAGUACUUGCUGCGUGGCGAGCCGACCGUGCCGCCGUCGCUCGGCGUCUUCCUCUCCGAGUCGCACCGGCUGCACCCCGCCCUCUGCUCGCUCGUGUCGGAGCUGGUCUACUCGGGCCGCCUCUCCUCGCACGCCUCGGCCGCCCGCCGCUCCCUCGCGCUCGGGCAGCGGCCGCCCGCAGCCGGCUGCCCGCCUCGCUUGCGCCGCGCCGCUGGCGUCGAGUGCGUCGACGUCGAGCACCGCGGAAACAGCCAGUCGUCCUCGGAGGAGGCGCGCGUGGUGGCGGAGCUGUGCGAUGAGCUCCUCGGCGCCGACCUGCUCGACGGCGGCGGCGCGCCGCGCGCGCUCCGCUGGGAGGACAUCGUCGUCGUCGCGCCGUACAACGCGCAGGUCCGCCUCCUGCGCUCGGUGCUCGGCCCAAAGGCGCGCGUCGGGACGGUGGAUCGGUUCCAGGGGCAGGAGGCGCCGGUCGUGCUGCUGAGCCUGUGUCACUCCGACUUCGCGGCCGCCGACACGGCGGACGCCGGGCUCGAGGGUGAGGCGGCCGCCGCCGGCGGCGGCCGCGGCCUCUCGUUUGUGCUGAACCCGAACCGGCUCAACGUGGCGCUCACGCGCGCGCAGUGCCUGGCGGUGGUGGUCGCCUCGCCCCGCCUCGCGGAGGCGCCGGUGCGGUCCGUGCGGCAGCUGCGCGAGGUGAACUUCCUGGCGCGCAUCCGCGAGGUCGGCGGGGCGACUCCCGAGAUCGACGGCGACGAGCCGCCCCUCGGCGGGGGCUAG